Messenger RNA from Chiloscyllium plagiosum (whitespotted bambooshark), 4004 nucleotides. RefSeq names its product desmoglein-2-like. The record is from RefSeq and is a predicted model, not a curated record. Gene Ontology annotation, molecular function: calcium ion binding. Gene Ontology annotation, cellular component: plasma membrane; desmosome. Lineage: Eukaryota; Metazoa; Chordata; Chondrichthyes; Orectolobiformes; Hemiscylliidae. Gene Ontology annotation, biological process: homophilic cell-cell adhesion.
AACACAAAGGGUGGAAUUCUCUCGGUUUCAACUGGAGAUUUCACUGCAUCCCUCUCAUUGUGCAGAAAGCAGCAGCCAAAACACCUCUGCCCUGAGGCAGGGCGCGGUCCCCAUACAUUUCUAAACCUGGAGCGUUCUUUGUGUCUGCACUCACUCGUGAGCUUGCUCUUUCAGAAGGCGAAGGGUUUGAAGGAAGAGCAGGCACAGUGUGAGAUCUAGGAGGUGGACAUCAGAGAGAGAGAGAGAGAGAGACCAGGAAUAUGCCUUGGAUUGCCACAAGAAACAUUCUCUGCUUUCUGCUUGCUACGUUGAUUUCUCAGCCUGGGCAAUGUUGUGAGAAAAGAUUUUCGAAGAGGAUAUUUGAGGUUGAGCUUUCACCAAAGGUCCUUAGAAGGCAAACUCUUCUCACCGUCAAAUUUCAUAGCUGCCAUUUGGGAAAGCACAUUAAGUUAAGUACCGAUGAUGUAAAUUUUGGGAUCCAUUCCAAUGGCUCAUUAUAUGCAACUCAUGCCCUCAACCUUGAUAGAAACUAUCAGUUCAAAGUGAUCGCAAGGGACCAAAGGACACACAAGAAAUGGAAGGCAAGAAUCCAUUUAAUCCCAUCAGCGAAAGAGUUAACAAAUGAAUUGAAUAAGUUUACCAACAGGAAGCCUCCUGUUAUCUAUUUUCUGAAACAUCACCACUCAAAGCGCCAGAAGAGAGAAUGGAUCAUUCCACCAGUUUCCGUCAGAGAACAUGAGCCACCCAUGCACAAUCCAAUUGCUAUUAUCAGAUCAGAUUUGGAAACAAAUGAAAAUAUCCGCUACAGUAUUUCUGGCCAUGGUGCUGAUCUUCCACCUGUCAAUUUGUUUGUGAUUGAUCCCAAGACUGGCGAAUUAAAUAUUACAGGAGUGGUGGACCGUGAGAUAAAUCCUUCUUUUGUUCUCACAGGUAAAGCUUCGAACACCAUCGGUGCUGAAGUUGAGAAACGACUGUCACUUUUUGUCGAGGUUCUGGACAUCAAUGACAAUGCCCCGGUGUUCGCACAACAAGUCUUUGAAGGAGAAGUUGAAGAAUUGUCUCCAGUUGGAGCCUUUGUGUUAAAACUAAAUGCAACAGAUGCUGAUUAUGGUGAAAAUGCACAAGUUGCCUACAGAAUUCUCUCACAGGGAGGCAGUGAAAUGUUCCUUGCAAAGUCCAAUGGAGAAAUCAGAACAAUGGCAAAUACCUUAGACAGAGAGAUUCAGGAUCUGUACACGUUAACAGUGGAAGGCCGGGAUUUAAACGGAAAGGCAUCGGGAUUGUUCUCCACAGCGAAUGCUCAGAUCAGAAUCCUGGAUGUUAAUGACAACAUUCCAACAUUGGAAAAGGAGGAGUAUGAAGUCUCUGUGGAAGAAAAUUCACUGAAUGAUGAGGUCACUCGCAUCAAAGUAUUUGACAAUGACCAAGAAUUCAGCGAUAACUGGCUGGGGCACUUUGAUAUUAUCGAAGGGAAUGAAGGAGGACAUUUUAGGUUCGAAGUUGAUGAACAAACAAAUGAAGGAAUCUUGGUUCUUCAAAAGGAACUGGACUACGAAAAAGCACAAACCAGGAAUUUGGUCCUUCGAGUCUCCAAUAAAGCAGCCUAUCACUCGUCAAUUACUGGAGGAGGAGGUGGAAGUGGAAUGGUAUCUGUGGGUAAACCAAUCAGAAUCAAAGUCAACGUGAAAGACAAGAAAGAAGGCUUUUCAUUUAAACCAACAACGAAGAGGCUCACUGUUAGUGAGGAUCAAACAAAAGUUACGAUUGGUCAAUCAUUCGGAAAAUAUCCAGCCAUCAGUGCUGACACUGGGAAAGAAAGUGAACGCACCAGAUAUGCAAAGAAUUCUGAUCCAGCGAACUUCUUCAACAUUAACCCUGUUACCGGGGAGAUAACACUGAACAGAAUGCCUGAUCGUGAGUCACCUCAUGUUGCUGAUGGGAAAUACACAGCAACUGUCCUGGCCAUCGAUAACGAAGGACCUGUUCCUAAAACAGCCACGGGUACUGUGGUCCUUGAUGUGGACGAUGACAACGACAAUAUUCCUCUCAUUCACAAUCUCCAGCCUUGCAUGUGUGAGCGAGCAAAAUCUCUGCUUGUCACGGCACACGAUGCAGAUUCCUAUCCGAACGCAGCUCCGUAUCAUUUCAAACUCGUGGAUCAACCAGGCGUCACAGACAAGUGGAAGAUUUUAAUGAAAAAUGAUACCAGUGCAGAGCUUCAGCCUUUAGUUGACCUCUGGCCACACACCUUCAAAGUCCCUAUCAAGGUGGAAGAUAACCAGGGGUCUGGUAAAAUCCAGGACAUGGACGUAAGCGUGAUCGAAUGUGCCGGCAAUGACCUGACCUGUACUCCCGACAAAAUGCGGCAGAUUGGAUCCAAAAAAGCUGCCCUCGGCGGGCCUGCGAUUGGUCUCAUGGCACUUGCGGCUUUGUUGUUACUCCUCGCUCCCCUCCUGCUGCUUUUCUGCAACUGUGGUGGUGCUGGAGGACCUUUUGCACCGGUUAAAGACUUUAAACAAAUCCCCAUUGAACCUCUCGGAUACCUGGAAAAGAUCAACUUCGAAGGAGGUGGUGAGGCGGACACGAGUUCUCCUUUGCUUCUGGCUGAUGGAAAGACAUCUGGUGGAAUGGCAGCUGAUGGGAUGGGAGUCGGUGGAACGGGAGCCAGUACAUUGAAUGCUGGAGGAAUGGGAGUCGGUGGAAUGGCAACUGGUUCGCUCUCUGUGGUUGACGGCUACAACAGUAGAUUCUCACAAGAAAUAAAACACACAGUCGGGGGUUCACAAAUAAUCAAUGCGGGAGUAGCUCCUGCUUAUCUUGAGAGGAGUUCAGUAGCAGGGACGUAUCGGCCUAUCUCCGGAGCAGCACACGAAAGAAGAAAGUCAAGCAGCUAUAAAGGCUACAUUGGAUCCUAUAUUAAUGAGAAAUUGGAUGGAUGUGCUGAGGAAGAUCAGAACCGUCCAGCCCGAGACUGUCUCCUGGUCUACAACCACGAAGGCGAUGGCUCACCAGUUGGCUCCAUUGGCAGCUGCAGCUUUAUUGAGGAUGAACCCCAAUUUAAGGACUCUUAUUUGGAUGACCUGGGCCCAAAAUUCAAGAUGUUGGCUGACAUCUGUGUUGGUAAAUUUGAGAGUCAAGCUUUGACCGUCAGUGCUGAUCCUCCUGUCAGAGUCGAUCCUCCCCUCAGAGAGAGCUUUUCGACAACAGAAACAUCUGUAUCAUCCAGCUCAGGAGGAUUUCAUGGCUUGAACUUUGUCGCUGACCCACCGCGAAUGCAGAAGAAUUAUGUUGUGACCACAACGAUCAAUCCUGUGCCCGACGUGUUACCUGGCAUUGCAGAUUUGCCAGUUGCCCACCAAAAUGUCAUAAUGACCAAACAAGUUACUGCCAAUGCAGGAGGAAUGGUCAUAGACCCAUUGAUCGCCCACCAGAAUGUCAUAAUGACCAAACAAGUCAAUGCCAACGCAGGAGGGAUGGUCAUAGACCCAUCGAUCGCCCACCAGAAUGUCAUAAUGACCAAACAAGUCAAUGCCAACGCAGGAGGGAUGGUCAUAGACCCAUCAAUCGCCCACCAGAAUGUCAUAAUGACCAAACAAGUCAAUGCCAACUCAGGAGGGAUGGUCAUAGACCCAUCGAUCGCCCACCAGAAUGUCAUAAUGUCCAAGUCUGUUAAUGUCAGCUCGGGGGGCACGCAAGGAAUGAUCAUUGAUCCAUUGCUCACCCAGAUGCCUGAGGUCCAUAAAAAUGUCACACUGAGCAGAUCGAUUCGCUCUGGCACCGGGCAGGAGCAGAACAUGAUGGUUGGCUCGUCGCUCGAUCAGAUCCCUGUCAUCCACAAGAACGUCACUCUGACGAGGCCUUCCCACACCCCUGCGGUAGGGGAGGGUGCCACCUUCCCGCUGGCCCAGAAUAGUAGCACCACUCGCAAAUCUGUCACAUCCACUGACGGUGUGCAUAAAACCAUAACAAAAGUGACUAAAGUUACGCAGGUAAUGCAGGAAUAG